ACUGUCUGACAGAAAAUGUCUCAACAAGGAGUUCAACUCGACUUAGGAAGAUUCAAAUGUUCCAUCUGUCUGGAUCUUCUGAAGGAUCCGGUGACUAUUCCUUGUGGACACAGCUACUGCAUGAAGUGUAUUCAAGGAUUCUGGGAGGAAAAAGAGAAGUACAUCUACAGCUGCCCUUAUUGUAGGAAGACCUUUGCACCAAGGCCUGUUCUGGAGAAAACCAUCGUGUUAGAAAAUUUGUUGGAAAUGCUGAAGAUUAAUCACUGCUAUGCUGGACCUGAAGAUGUGGUCUGUGAUGUCUGCACUGGAAGAAAACUGAAAGCCAUCAAGUCCUGUUUGAUCUGUCUAGCCUCUUACUGUGAGAAACACCUUCAGCCUCAUUUGGAUGCAGCUGCAUUCAAGACACACAAGCUGGUGGAACCCUCCAAGAACCUGCAGGAGAACAUCUGCUUCUGUCAUGAUGAGGUGAUGAAGAUGUUCUGUCGCACUGAUCAGAAGAGUUUCUGUUAUCUCUGCUCUGUGGAAGAACAUAAAGGCCACGACACAGUCUCAGCUGCAGCAGAAAGGACUGAGAGGCAGAGAGAGCUGGAGGAGAGUCAACAACAAAUCCAGCAGAGAAUCCAGGACAGAGAGAAGGAGGUGAAGCUGCUUCAACAGGAGGUGGAGGCCAUCAAUCACUCUGCUGAUCAAACAGUGAAGGACAGUGAGAAGAUCUUCACUGAGAUGAUCCGUCUCAUCCAGAAAAGAAGCUGUGAUGUGAAGCAGCAGAUCAGAUCCCAGCAGCAAACUGAAGUGAGUCGAGUCAAAGAUCUUCAGGAGGAGCUGGAGCAGGAGAUCACUGAGCUGAAGAGGAGAGACGCUGAGCUGAAGCAGCUCUCACUCACAGAGGAUCACAGCCAGUUUCUGCUAAACUACCCCUCACUGCCACCACUCAGUGAGUCCACACACUCAUCCAGCAUCAAUGUCCGUCCUCUGAGAUACUUUGAGGAUGUGACAGCAGCUGUGUCAGAGCUCAGAGACAAACUGCAGGACAUUCUGAGAGAGGAAUGGACAAACAUCUCACUGACAGUCACUCAUGUGGAUGUUUUACUGCCAGAACCAGAACCAAAGAGCAGAGCUGACUUCUUCAAAUAUUCACUUCAAAUCACACUGGAUCCAAACACAGCACACAGACGACUGUUACUGUCAGAGGAAAACAGAAAGAUGACAGUAAUGGAAAAACUUCAGUCUCAUUCUGAUAGAUUUACUGAUUAUGGAGAAGCUCUGGGUAAAGAGAGACUGACUGGACGUUGUUACUGGGAGGUGGAGUGGAAAGGUUAUUUUGUUUAUGUAGCAGUCGCAUACAAGAACAUCAGCAGAUCUGGAGAUGAAAGUGGAUUUGGUUUCAAUGACAAAUCCUGGGCAUUGUAUUGUUCCCAAGACAAUUUCUUUUUUUUCCACAACAGCAUCCAAACCUCCAUCUCAGCUCCUGGUUCCUCCAGAGUAGGAGUGUACCUGGAUCACAGAGCAGGUGUUCUGUCCUUCUACAGCGUCUCUGAAAGCAUGACUCUCCUCCACAGAGUCCAGACCAUAUUCACUCAGCCGCUACAUGCUGGACUCUUAAUUGAUCAUGUUGGAGAAACUGCAGAGUUUUGUAAACUUUGAUGAACUAUUAAUAAUCAGUGGAGAAGUGUUAUCUAUAGAAUCUAUAGAGUCUCAAAAAAGGGAUGCACCCUUACCAGAAGAAGAUGGAAAUGGGGAUUGCUAACUUGUAUAAUGGUAAAUUAAUGGAGUUCAAUUGUUUUUUUUUAGUGGUUUGAUCAUCCAUAUAAACCUCUUGAUGUUCUGGUCAGUUUGGGUUCUACUUUAUUUAAUAAUUGCUGUCAAGUGUUGACAGGUGAGCUGUGUUUAUUUGACUGCUUGUAUGAAUGAAAUUCUUGUAAUUUUCUUAAAUUUCCUUCAUUUAGCUAUUUUUGGUAACUACAACCCUGUAUCCUUUAAAACUGGGCAUUAUGGGAAUGCAUUAUGGGAUAUAUACGAAGCAUGUAGCAUUCAGAUGUAAAGCCACUGCCAACAGGUAUGUUAAUAAAAAGUUACCAUAACA
This is a messenger RNA of Oryzias latipes (Japanese medaka), 2083 nucleotides long. RefSeq names its product tripartite motif-containing protein 16-like. The record is from RefSeq and is a predicted model, not a curated record. NCBI's taxonomy places the organism in Eukaryota, Metazoa, Chordata, Actinopteri, Beloniformes, Adrianichthyidae. Gene Ontology annotation, molecular function: protein binding; zinc ion binding.